AUGACGUCGCUGUGGCCCACCUUGCACCCGCCUGUUGAAUUCCAACAUUUGCUGCAGCAUGUUAUGUUACCUGCUUCGUGUCAUCGUACUCGCGAGCCACCGUCAGAACAUAACACUUACUCCGCAAUAUUAGCAACGCAGAUAAGACGUGAAAACGAAGCGGAAACCAAAGUCAGCCAGUCUCAAAUGAGUCGUGUAAUCAACGAACGCAACAGGUCGUUCGCCACGUUUCGUUAUAUAAAUAUAAGGGGUGGUCUUGCUGCUGCUGCUGUUGUUAUUGUGGCUGCUGUUGGUGGUAGUGGUAGUAGUGAUAGUAGCGGUUGUGGUGGUUGUGGCAGAGGUGAUGGCAGUGGUGGCAAGAUGUUGAACAUGAACAUGACGGAAUAA
Helobdella robusta is the source of this 387-nucleotide messenger RNA. RefSeq lists its product as hypothetical. Lineage: Eukaryota; Metazoa; Annelida; Clitellata; Rhynchobdellida; Glossiphoniidae. Bases 1 to 387 code for a protein of 128 amino acids. The record is from RefSeq and is a predicted model, not a curated record. The transcript is spliced from 4 exons.